AGACAUUAUAUUUGAGACAGUUUUAAAAUAAAAACGGACUAUGAAUACCGUCCCAUGUUUCGCAUUUCACAGUUGUAGCCCUUGAAUUUCAUGAAAUCCAUAGACAGAGAGGGGAGGAAAUUUAGAGAGAGACACCGUUCAAUUGCACACUAAUUCACAGUGUUCACACAUCAUCUUGUCUCUUCUACCAUAAUAUAUAUAGAACUUAAUGAAGUUGAUGCGAACAGUAAGCAAUAAAUAAGUUACAUCGAGAAAAUGGAGCGGCUCAGAAGAGUCUUAAGUGGAUAUGUCGUGCAAGCCACGAGAAAACAUACUGCUACUGUAUUUUGUUUUCAUGGUUCUGGUGACACAGCAGAGGGUUUUUCAGAAUGGAUUCAUAUUCUUAAUAGAGAAAUUCUACAGUUUCCACAUAUAAAAUUAAUUUAUCUUAGCGCACCUAGUCAACCCUACACACCUAACAAUGGAAUGAUGCAAAAUGUAUGGUUUGAUCGUGCAGCAAUAUCUAUUCAAGUUCCAGAACACUUAGAGUCAAUUAAUUCCAUGUGUGAAAAUGUAUUAGAAUGGGUUGACAACGAAGUAAAAGAUGGAAUUCCGUUUAGCAGAAUAAUUCUGGGUGGAUUUUCGAUGGGUGGCUGUCUUGCGUUGCAUUUAGCAUAUAGAUAUCGACCAGCUGUAGCUGGCUGUUUCACUAUGUCUUCCUUCCUGAACAAGAGUUCUAUAGUCUAUGAGCAUUUAAAAAUGAAACCAGAAUUUAGCAAAGUACCACUUGUUCAAUACCAUGGCACAGCAGAUACUUUGGUUCCUAUCGAAUGGGGUAAAGAGAGCGCUAAGAAUCUGAAGGAUCUUGGAGUAAACGUGAAAUUUAUGCCGUUGCAAAAUAUGGAGCAUGAGUUGAGUCGUGAAGAAAUCCAAAAUUGGAAGGACUGGCUCCUUCAAAUCUUGCCAGAUGAAUAAUAUUCAAAUUGUUAAAUAUUAAAAUCAUUGUUAAUAUACUAUAAUCAAGGCUAUAAAAUGGUGUAUAUUGUAUUUGU
Messenger RNA from Acromyrmex echinatior (Panamanian leafcutter ant), 1031 nucleotides. Its product is annotated as lysophospholipase-like protein 1. Gene Ontology annotation, molecular function: palmitoyl-(protein) hydrolase activity; carboxylic ester hydrolase activity. NCBI's taxonomy places the organism in Eukaryota, Metazoa, Arthropoda, Insecta, Hymenoptera, Formicidae. The record is from RefSeq and is a predicted model, not a curated record. Gene Ontology annotation, biological process: protein depalmitoylation. Gene Ontology annotation, cellular component: cytoplasm.